Messenger RNA from Melitaea cinxia (Glanville fritillary), 2397 nucleotides. Its product is annotated as IDLSRF-like peptide. Bases 1 to 600 code for a protein of 199 amino acids. Lineage: Eukaryota; Metazoa; Arthropoda; Insecta; Lepidoptera; Nymphalidae. The record is from RefSeq and is a predicted model, not a curated record. Gene Ontology annotation, molecular function: protein binding. The transcript has 4 exons.
AUGUCGCCGUGUCGAGCGUUGGCCUGUGUCGCCGCUUUAGUGGCUGUAUGUUGCGCACCAGGAUCAGUUGAGUCCCUGGACAUCACUCGACUUUAUGGACACCAUAACUUGAAUAAGCGAUCCGAAUAUUGUCAUCCAUAUGAGCCUUUCAAGUGUCCAGUCGAUGGUAACUGCAUCUCCAUCCAGUACCUCUGUGACGGAGCUCCCGAUUGCAUUGAUGGCUACGAUGAAGACUCCAAGCUUUGCACAGCAGCUAAACGACCUCCUGUUGAAGAAACGGCAUCCUUUCUACAGUCGCUGAUAGCUUCUCACGGACCCAAUUAUUUGGAAAAGCUAUUUGGAAGCAAGGCAAGGGAUGCCCUGGAACCGCUUGGAGGCGUGGAAAAAGUGGCAAUCGCUUUAUCUGAAUCGCAAACCAUUGAAGACUUCGGCGCGGCUUUGCAUUUGAUGAGGUCUGAUCUCGAACACCUCCGCUCUGUCUUCAUGGCAGUCGAGAACGGUGAUCUCGGCAUGUUGAAAUCCCUCGGCAUCAAGGACAACGAACUCGGCGACGUCAAAUUUUUCCUGGAGAAGCUGGUCAACACCGGUUUUCUCGACUGAAUAGCGCCGGAGUCGGCCUCUGACUAUUACCACGUCGUCCAAUUUGGUCCCAUCAGCUCCUCGUUCUACAGCUAUCUACCCUACGAUUCUUUUAAGUAUAAGAGAAAUUAAAAUUUCCCUGCCUACGCCCGUGAGAAUGAAGUGUGUAUGAAAUUUCUUCGUCGAGAGGCCCUUGUUCGUAAUCGGAAUCGUUUUCUGCAUCCGGCCACGUGACAUCGAUUCAACUCGAACGAAUGUCUCUCGAUUUUGAUUAAAUAUCUUGAAUAUUGACUGCGUGUCACGCUCUUCUUCAAUACAUUCUACAAUUAGAUAGUCCGUAUUGAUUAAUUUUCGAAUAACACUAGGCUAAGUAAGUAUAUAUACUUAUAUAUUUUGUAAUCGUUUAUUAUUUGAUCAGUUUAUGAAACUGAAUAUUUUUAAGUUACGAUCGGGGAAAUACUCGCGUCUUUAUAAUGAAAGUGCUAAAAAUAAUAACACUAAAAUGUAACUCGCUAUUUCCAUCUGAAGAUUGAGUAAAACUAUGUCGGUAUAAGAUACUGAGUCGGUAGAAAAAUAUAAAUAUAAAAAGCACUAUUCAUGACCCUGGUCGUAACUUUUAUUAGGUUACGUUUGAGUGAAUGAAUGUCGCCCUUAAAAAACCUAAUGCUUAUAAUCCCAAAAACGAUGUCAGAGGCGACUCCAUUGAAACGGCUAUGUCCAAUGAUGAAAUUAAAAAAAAAAACAUCAAAAAUAUUCUUUUCUUAGGUAAAUAUAGAAAAUAUAAGAAAAGUAAGGAAUGCAUGCGCUUUGUAUCUGGCUUUUGGAAAAUAUUCCAAAGUAGGACCACGAUAACAUAUCAUUGUAACUUAGAACUAUUUAAUAUAAUAUGAUAGAUAACAAUCAGUAGUGGAUAAAGUACAAUUAUUUUAAUAUGAUCGGUAUUGUAGUGUUUAUGAAACAUUUUUAGAUCUUUUUAGCGAGUAGUGGAGUAACGAUACAUAUCAUGCAUCGAUGGUGCUCCAUUGAAACAUACAUAUCAAAAUUAUGUGAUUAAAUAAAUGUUAGAAAGCAAAUGUUAUUUAAUAAAAUUAGUAUAUACGUAGUUGAAAACAAAUCAUAACUUUCUUAAUAUCUUUAUAGCUACGGUCGUUUUGAAAUUCGAAUCAAUUCCAACUUUUGUCUUUUUAGAAACUUUUGUCAAAUGCGGGCUACAAAGACAACGAAGUUGCUAUACGUGUUGAGUGUAGGUUUAAGAUCUGGCAGUUAACGAUAAAAAUAUAGUAUUUAAAGAGUAUUGUGAAAAUCGUAAAAGAUAUUAUGAUAUUUUAUAAAAUCACGAAAUACUAAUUCACAUGGAUUCGGAACAACAUCGAAAAAAGAUUAAAAAAUUAUUUAGCAAUUGAUGAAUUUGAUUGUUGAUCAAUAAGUUUGUCUAGUCUACCUACACGACUAUUUGACGGAUUUCAUUUGUCUCGUGAGCACAGGUACGUAAUUUAUUAAGAUCAGGAAGGACUCGAAAACUUGAAAGACAAAAUACAAGCUCGCCUGGAUUUGUCAGAAGUUAUCUGAUAUUUUACAAUUCCUACUUUAGGUAUCACGUAGGAUAUGAAUUAGUAGCUACAUGAUAAACAUUAAUAAGUAGCAAAAGAAAAUUUAAGGGUAAAAGAUUAUAUUUAACUUGCGUCAGAUCACUAUAUACCUAUAGUUUUAAGAACGGUGUUGUCUAUAUAAAACUUUUAACUCCAUUAGUUAAUGUGUUUUGAUCUAUGUAUAUGGCUUAUCUGUUCUGAAAAGACAAAUAAAUAAAUGAAUCAUCAA